This is a messenger RNA of Gavialis gangeticus (Gharial), 2120 nucleotides long. It is a transcript of the gene NREP, whose product is annotated as neuronal regeneration related protein. The transcript is spliced from 5 exons. NCBI's taxonomy places the organism in Eukaryota, Metazoa, Chordata, Crocodylia, Gavialidae. Gene Ontology annotation, biological process: axon regeneration; regulation of transforming growth factor beta receptor signaling pathway; regulation of neuron differentiation. The coding region runs from base 1 to 561 and encodes 186 amino acids. Gene Ontology annotation, cellular component: cytoplasm; nucleus. The record is from RefSeq and is a predicted model, not a curated record.
AUGGAGAUGCCUCAAGUUGCUGGAGAAGUACCAUCAAACGCUGCCAUCUUUCAAAUCCAGUUGAUAGACAGACACACCAACUUUAAUCAUGUAGAAAGGACAGAAAGUGAGCAGGGAGCAGGGGCUUUUGUCUGUAAGUAUCUGCAACGCCAAGCCACAGAUUUGUGCUGCCUUCUCUGUCUCUCUCUUUGUUUCUUUCCAUUUCUCUCUUGCCCUCAGCUGGACUCUGCUGCAGCAGAUUCACUUGCCUCCUGGCUCCACAUUUCCAGCAGGCUCUCUCCAAGGAGAUGGGAAGGAUUCUUCUCCUUGUGCUACUUGAGCGAAACUGCAGUCUCAAGAUUUAACAGUCUAAAAAUGGUUUAUCAGCCAAGGUUAACAGUUUGGGUUAACCAGAAUCUCUUUCCAACCAGCCAAGGAGAUGGAGGAUUUCCUAAGGGAUAUCUUCUUAUCCCGAAAGAAGUAAAUCGCAAGAAGAACAAGGAGACUGAAGCUUUGUUCCUGAUUCCACCAAAUGACUAUGGACACCAUUUCACCAAAAUCAAUUCCCUCUACUCCUUUUAAUCAUAAUUCCUCCAUUUGUAUUGCAUAUGGUGUAUGGGUUUGAUGAGGUCAUGGUGUCAUAUAUCGGGAAUUGUUUCUGUGUAAAUCAUCAAGUGUAAGAAGAAACUAUGGGACUCUGAGCCUUGCUUUAGAGAAUUACAGUGGACAAAUGUGUAUUAUAAAACUAGUUUUUAACAUUCUGACUCAAGAAAAAGCUCUCAGAAUUUCACACUGUGAAUCCAUGUUUACAAAACAUUACAGGUGGGCCUUCAGGCCUGGUUCGACUACAGCAAUGUCUUCCACUACUCAAACUCCACUGCUCACAUGCAACUGGUAAACAGCUGCCUCUCCAUUUCCAUCAUUCCUAACUGCUUCUUGCAGAGGCUGAGAGUCCCCCUUUUUUCAUUUAGAUGUAACAAGCCUAGUAGUUUAUUUUCAUCAAUUGUCUGUAUAGCUCUAUAUUUUAUCCAUGUACUCUUUUGAUGUAUAGAAGUAGUAUGAAACUCAUGGUUUCCUUGUGGUAAGUGAUUGUGAUGCUGCCACGGGAUUUGAGACACUGAUGAAUGGUGCUAUUUUGGACUUUAAACAUGCUCCUUGGCAAGGUAGCUCUGAUGGAGUUAUUUUUUAUUUCCAUGUUCUGAGAAGGUGUUGGUACUUUGUUUUCCUGAAUGUUGUUCUUUAGAUUGGACUGACUUGUUUCCUUGUGUCUUCAGUGUGGCUUUCUUAUUCAGUGCUGUAGGUGAGUAACUACUAAUAGAGUAAAAGAGAGGAACCUAUUCCUUAUCAGGGUACACUCACAAAUAUGCAGUUGUAGUGGGAGCAGUCACAAAACUGUAAUUUACUUAAAAUCUCCUUUCUGUAUCCUGUCCACCUAACUUGGAGAAAAACGAGCAAUAAUUUUCCAGGGGUCUUUAGAAAUCUCUUACACUUUGUCUUUUCUAAAAGGCUUUUUUGAAAACAGAGGCACGUUUUAAUGUCCUCUUAAAAUCAAUAACAUAGGUGAUACGUGAAUAACUGUUUCCUCCAACUUCAGAAGGAGAAAAUUGUAAAAAGCAAAGAGCCUAUUUCCACACUAUUGUCAACAUGUGGCUCUUACACUUUUGUAGUUGCUCCCAGGGAAAUACCAACAAACAAACAAACACACAAACAAAAAAGCAGUAUCAUCUACUCAUGGAAUGUUGUUGUGUUAGACACAGUCUGAAAGCCCACCUUAAUUUUUUAUAUAACUCUGUCUUUUAGCUGUUCCUUUUACAGGGCAGGCCUUGUUCUGAACUGUUUUCGCUUUUGACUGUUAAUACCAAUGCAUGCACUGCAUUUCUUGGGUUUCUCCCUCCAUCCAUGCCCUGUAUUCCCUUUCCUGUAUAUUUUCUUUUCUGAUAGAUUAGAUACAUCAACUGUGCUGUAUAUAGAGCAAGAAACAGUAUUCAGCAGUUGUGGCAUUUAUGUAUAGGUGCAGUUGUGUACUGCUGAAAAUGCAGGCUUUUGUAACAAUGUGAUCUUUAAUAAUGCACUACAAGUACCCAAUGUAUUUUAGCUAUUUUAGUAGGAUUUGUUCAAUAAAUAUGCAAGCUCUAAGGGUA